UUGGCGCCAAACUUCCCAUGGCUGGACGCGCUACUACAAAGUAGCGCCAUCUCAGCCUGGAGAAAAAGAAUCGAGGACCGUGUCGCAAAGGCAAGGGCCCUUAUCGGCAGACUAACAAGCUUCAGGUCGGGUAAUAAUAGACCGAGGAUUGUGCGCACCGUUAGGAUGGCGUUUGCUGGGACAAAUAUCAGUUUGUCCCAGCCGGAUAUCACGCAGAAACUAACGGAGCGCAUAGACAACCUGAAGCAAAAGACCGCUGCUUGGGGGAAGCGGAUUCGACGAUUUACCGAGAGGUCAAGGCGGUUCAACCAGAAUCGUCUCUUCCAGAGUGAUCAGAAGAGGCUCUAUAAAUCAUUGGAGCGACCAAAGGUAUGUGGAGGACCGGAUCAGGCUGACAUUAUCGCAUUCUGGCGUGGCCUGUGGUCAGAGCCCGUAAACCACAGCGAGCGCCCUUGGAUGGAAGUUGUGGCGAGCCAGGGUGCGAGUGUUAUGCCUAUGGAACCCAUCACCAUAACACCGGAAGACGUGGCUGAGGCGGUCCGUAGGGCCCCGAACUGGAAAAGUCCGGGGCUCGAUGGGCUGCAUCAUUACUGGGUGAAGGGGUUCAUGAGUACCUUUGGAGUUGAUUGGAGUUGUUUUAGCACAAGAAAUAUAAUUAUACCGAGUUUAGUUUUGUUUUUACAUGAAAUCAAGAUGCCCAACAAUGAAGUGUCUGCAUUGAAUACAAUGAAAUGCCAAACAGCAGACGCUGAAAAGCUUUGCAUUUAUGAUAUUGGCUUAAAACUAAAAUCCCCAGGAUAUGCGCGCCAUCUUGCUGAACUAUUACAACGCAUAAAUCAGUCUUCUUAA
This is a messenger RNA of Parnassius apollo (apollo), 849 nucleotides long. The record is from the annotation of a GenBank genome assembly. Lineage: Eukaryota; Metazoa; Arthropoda; Insecta; Lepidoptera; Papilionidae.